AGUCUACAAUCUAUUCCUGUAUCCUACUGCUACCUAAAUAAGGCAACACAAUCCAUACGAGUGGGGGAUAAGAUAGUUAACUUCUGUAUUCAAGUGAAAAGAAAAAUCAGUCGUCGAAUUUCUCUCAAGUCUUCCGAUCUUCACACAAUAACAAUGGCGGACAAGGAAAAGAAGAUCAAAAAGAAGAAGGCAAAGGAAGAGGAAGCAGCACCAGCUCCAGCUGCUGACACCCGUGCAAGCUCAAAAGGCUCUCGCAAAGCUAAGAGAACCGGCUCCAAUGUUUUCUCUAUGUUCUCUCAGAAACAAGUAGCUGAAUUCAAAGAAGCUUUCCAACUUAUGGAUCAUGAUAAAGAUGGUAUCAUUGGAAAGAAUGAUCUUCGUGCCACCUUUGAUUCACUUGGUCGUCUUGCCAGUGAAAAAGAACUCGACGAAAUGGUUAAUGAAGCAUCUGGACCAAUUAAUUUCACCCAAUUAUUAACCUUGUUCGCCAAUCGUAUGUCUGGUGGCAGUGACGAAGAUGAUGUUGUUAUUGCUGCUUUCAAAACUUUCGAUGACGAAGGCAAAAUCGACAGCGAAAGAUUAAGGCAUGCACUCAUGACUUGGGGAGAUAAAUUCACUGGUGAAGAAGUUGAUGAUGCCUAUGACCAAAUGGAAAUCGACGACAAAGGAAUGAUCGAUACUGGAAAAUUGAUCGCUUUACUUACAGCUGCUCCAGCAGAAGAUGGUGAAGAAGGCGGUGAAGCUGCAUAAAUAUAAUUUUUAAUAUCUAUUUACCUAUUGUUGUUGUACAAUACCAUCUUACCAAAAAUAAAAAGCGUUUAAGAUCGUA
Messenger RNA from Chrysoperla carnea, 829 nucleotides. It is a transcript of the gene Mlc2, whose product is annotated as myosin regulatory light chain 2. The record is from RefSeq and is a predicted model, not a curated record. Gene Ontology annotation, biological process: post-embryonic development; locomotion. Lineage: Eukaryota; Metazoa; Arthropoda; Insecta; Neuroptera; Chrysopidae. Gene Ontology annotation, molecular function: myosin heavy chain binding; calcium ion binding. The transcript has 3 exons. The coding region runs from base 154 to 750 and encodes 198 amino acids. Gene Ontology annotation, cellular component: cytoplasm; myosin II complex.